Messenger RNA from Hyalella azteca, 2965 nucleotides. Its product is annotated as WD repeat-containing protein 91. The coding region runs from base 117 to 2285 and encodes 722 amino acids. Lineage: Eukaryota; Metazoa; Arthropoda; Malacostraca; Amphipoda; Hyalellidae. The transcript is spliced from 15 exons. Gene Ontology annotation, cellular component: early endosome membrane; late endosome membrane; extrinsic component of endosome membrane. Gene Ontology annotation, biological process: early endosome to late endosome transport. The record is from RefSeq and is a predicted model, not a curated record. Gene Ontology annotation, molecular function: phosphatidylinositol 3-kinase regulator activity; protein binding.
AUCACUGCAGUUGUCUUGAGAAUAGGCUGAAGAGUUCUUAGUGAAGUAUUCCAGUUCAUAAUGUAUAAUAAGCCUGGUUAGUGCAUUUGUAAAGCUCAUGUUCAAAUAAUACAACUAUGGCUCACAUUCAGCAUCUUGAUGACCUUGUCAAAGAGUAUCUGCUCUUCCGAGGCUUCAGUCAGAGUUUGAAAACAUUUGAAAAUGAUCUCAAGAUUGACAAGGACAAAGGAUUCAGGGUUGAUCGACUUACUGAUCAAAUUAUGAGCUACAUUCAAACGUAUGAUCUUCAAGGGCUCCGAGAUCUCUGGAACCAUUUUGACAGGAGGAUCUUCACUCGCCUCAGUCCUUCAAUGCAACCUUAUGUGCGCAAGCUGGAGACGAGUGUGCUGAGACUGUAUGUGGUCAACACUCUUCAGACAAACAAAGUUGACAAAUUGCAUGAGUUUUUUGACAAGAUGGCUCCUGAACUUCAGACAUCGCCAGAGUGGAGAGACUGGUUUGUGCUGCCAUAUCUGAAAGGGGCUGAAGAUAACCCCACAUUUGCCAUGUACUUCAGUCGUCAGUGGCAAGACACCCUCAUGGUCUCUCUCACCAACUUUCUAUCUGUUGUUUUUCAGAACUUACAGCUGCCAACAUUGGCACGUCACGAGGAAGAGAGCGAGUAUAUCAGAUCACUGCAAGAAGAGGCAGAACAGCUUCGUGUGCGGCUCAAUGCAGCUCUUUCCGCCACGCCUCCUGCUCCAGGCGGAUUUUCGUUGGACGGCGUAAUGGACGACGUCGCCCCCCCGCCCCCGCCCGCACUCCUCAUGGACGACUUUUACAGCAUCGCCCAAGAAUCGCCAGGAGGUUCAGAAGUUCAGAUGAGGUCAUUCAAGAAUUUUUUCGGGUUCGGGGGCGGCCACCAGCCUCAGUCUUCAGAGGCUGACCGCGGCAGGCAGCAUCAGCAAACUCACGCGCCUCAGGCUGGGAGCGAUGGGCGACGCACGGCAUCCCAAGCUCCUUCAGAUCGCCGCCGGGGACGAUCAUCCAGUCUUGCGGCCGCCUCCAGUCGAGGAACUUUGGACGACAAAAGUGUUGCCGGAGUUCAGAACAACACUACGGGCAGUACCAGCAGCGCCUCCGUUACAAGGGAGCACCCGCCAGUGCAGCGACUGGGAACUCGUCGGUCGCGGUCCCCUGGCAGAAGCUCCUCUGGCUCCAUCGACGGCAGCUUUGCCAAGAAAGAGCCGCCAUAUUCAGUAGCAAAGAGUACGACAGUCACGUCUGAGCAGACGAGUGUGGUGACGUGCGUUACGUUCAGCCCCAGCGGCAAGCUCCUCGUGACAGGCGACGCAGCGGGGACAGUCACACUCUACUCUAACCUCUGUGACAGUGUGACGUCGCGAGUUGCGGGCGGAGAGGGCGCUGUGCGCGGGUCAGUGGCGGCGCUCGUGUGGCUAAGUGACGCCGACCGUCUCCUGCUGGGGGCCGGCCAGCCUGGUCACCUCCUGCUCUACGACUGCCUCGAGGCCAGGCCCGUCUGGGAGACUGGCCCUGACUGCUCGCCACUUCUCAAAGAUAGACGGCUUUUGUGUGCGUGUGCUGACCCGUCUUCAGCUCGCGUGCUGCUCAGCGUCGCUCCCCGAGCGUCGAAGAGCCAGGCUGGAAUCUCGUCAGCGCAGCCCGCGCUGCUCUCCAUUGACGUCAAGACUCGCAACGUCGAGAAUGUUCAUCAGUUCGGUGCGCGUGGCACCGUGAACUGCUGCGCUGUGAACCACAACGGCAGUCUGGUGGUGUGCGGCUGCAGUGAUGGAUGCGUGCGAAUUGUCGACCUGCGUUGCCUGGAUGUGAUAGCGACCUGGCCUGCACACACAGGCCAGGUCUUCACUGUCAAAUUGUCGCAUCAUCAGGAGAAGCUUUACACCAUCGGCAGCGACAACAAGUUGCUGUGCUGGAGCCUCACUCAGACGGGCCAAAAGAUGACCGAGCGCGCCCUGCACAAACAAGCGGCAGGACCGUUCAUGGUGGGGGGUAGCAGCCGCCCUGUGUUGCUACGGCCGUACGGGGCGCUCUUUGCCCUCACCAACAACGACGAGUUCAUCUUAACCUGCUCCGCCUCGGGAACCACCGUUUACGAGGUUAGGGGCGACACUGCGGUUGUCGUGCAGGAGCUAAGCGGCCAUCACUCGGACGCGGUCGUAACCCUGGACUGGCACGGCACAGCGGACGGUAAUGGAGAAGGACUGCUUGCCACAGCGUCCUUGGAUGGUUCGGUUGUCGUAUCGAGCCUUGCUUAUGGGGCUUGAAUGUAUUAUAUUAGUUUUACUUGGUAAAUCCAUCUUCCCUCUGAAAUCUUCAUUUCUGUAUUAGCAUAUUUUCCUUAUUGGAUCUGAAUAAUUUUUUGAACUAUAUAGAUCUGAAAAUAUUUGUAUUUUAGAUCAUAUCAACAAGAGGCUGCUAAUUAAGUUAGAAGAUCUGAGGAUAAUAACAAUAAAUACCACACUGUGAGAGAAUGAUUUACUUUAGUAAGUUGCAAUAUUUUUCAUAGUUGACAAAAUUUUUUGUUGUCUGAAUUAUUGAAAUAUUUAUUUCUCAGAUUGAAAUGGCGAUGACAAUCUGUUAAAUCAAUAUAUGGCUUCCACAUGUAUUUAGUCCCUCUUGGAUACACCAAAGAAAGAUAAUGUAAGGAGCUAUCUUGUCUCAUCAUUGUUCGUCUCAUUAUAUUAUUAUGCAAGUUUAAGUGAAAGAUCUUGCAGCUACGGCAGCGAAUUAUUCCACGCUGCAAGCGUCUGUUCAUUUUACUGCAGCUGCUACAAUAUGGUGGUUCCGUUGAUUGGAACAUGAAAUUUAUGAUAGAAAUAACUUAAAAUAAGGUACGUUUCGGUGUCGUCUGUUAUAUCCAUAAUAUCAAUUCAAUUGUUUGUACAUUUUAAGAUUAGCUAUUUAUUCUACAGCCUAUUUCAAUAAAGUAUUUUAGUACCUUAAA